AUGACUCCCUCACUCUCUCCUUCUUUUCUCUCUCUUCAUAAAUACAAACAUCUCCUUACCUCUAAAUUAAAUCUUCUCUUUCUAUUUCUUUAUGAUUGCCUCUCUAUAUUGAUUGAUAUACUUUUCCUCACUUAUUCUCUCUCUCUCUCUCCCCAAUUUCUCAUCACAACAUCCUCUUUCAAACCUUUCCACUUGUUGUUUAAACUUUUUGCCUUUCUCCCUCUCUCUUAUGAAUGUCCUACCUCUUUAAUUGUAACCACUCAUAUUUCAUCUACUCUUUGCCAUUCUUUCACCCCUUCUCGUUUUAUUCUAAGCCCUUCCUUUCUCUUUCUCACCCUUAUCUCUCCCCACUCUCUUUAUAUUCAGUUUCUCCCUCAUACAGUAGACACAUCAUUUUACACAUCUCUUUUAUCAUGUUUGUAUUCUUCCUACAUUCCCCUCUUUUUAUUCAUUCUAUUUUCUGUCAUUUUUAUUCAUUCUAUUUUCUGUCAUUUGCAUGAUAUCUCCGUUUAUUUAAAGAUGUUCUUUCAUUUGUUGCUUGACUACUUUCCUUUUUUUUCUUUCCUAUUUUCAUUUUUUCUUAUUCAUUUUUAA
Molecule: messenger RNA, 594 nt
Organism: Acanthosepion pharaonis
Lineage: Eukaryota; Metazoa; Mollusca; Cephalopoda; Sepiida; Sepiidae
Source: the annotation of a GenBank genome assembly